Messenger RNA from Danio aesculapii, 5657 nucleotides. RefSeq names its product polybromo 1, like (gene pbrm1l). Gene Ontology annotation, cellular component: RSC-type complex. Gene Ontology annotation, biological process: chromatin remodeling. Gene Ontology annotation, molecular function: chromatin binding; protein binding. The transcript has 30 exons. Lineage: Eukaryota; Metazoa; Chordata; Actinopteri; Cypriniformes; Danionidae. Bases 110 to 5074 code for a protein of 1654 amino acids. The record is from RefSeq and is a predicted model, not a curated record.
UUUGCUAGCCAUCGACGCUAACUGCUGGCUAUCAGUUGCUGCUCUGUUGUUACUGAAGGAUCAUUCCCAACUGCGUCAAUAUAGUCGCGAUAAUACGGGUACUGUCUCAAUGGGCUCCAAGAGAAGACGAGCCACCUCUCCCUCCAGCAGCGCCAGCGGAGGAGACUUUGACGAUGCCAGCUCAUCCACGCCAGUCAGUGGAUGGAAGAGGAGGAGAGCCUCCAAUGCUCCUUCUGUUGAUCAAAUUGCUGUGUGCCAUGAAUUGUACAACACUGUUAGAGACUAUAAAGAUGACCAAGGCAGACAGAUCUGUGAGCUCUUCGUUCGUGCACCAAAGAGGAGAAAUCAGCCUGACUAUUAUGAAAUAGUAAGCCAGCCCAUAGACAUGAUGAAAAUACAGCAGAAGCUCAGGGCAGAGGAAUACCAGGAUGUGGAACAGUUUUCAGCUGACUUUCAUCUGCUAAUUAAUAACACCAAAGCUUACUAUCAGGCUGACAGUGCAGAGCACAGAGCGGCUUCUAAGCUUUUGAACGUCUUCCUAUCUGCCAAGAAUGAACUGCUGCAGGGUGGGGAUGGAGAGGAGGCUGAGGAUGACGAGGAAAGUGAAGAUGCUGAGAACACAAAUGCUUCUAUGGAGGAGGAGAGACCACCAAGUUUUUUAAAAGCCAUACUGGAGCAGCUCUUGGAAGCCAUCGCCUCCUGCACUGAUUCCUCAGGGAGGCUUGUUAGUGAGCUCUUCCAAAAACUUCCCUCCAAAUUGCAUUAUCCAGACUACUAUGCUGUCAUAAAAGAGCCAAUAGAUCUGCGCGCUGUGGCUCAGAGGAUACAGGGGGGACAUUAUAAAUCCAUCAGUGCCAUGGCCAAGGACAUUGAUCUUUUGGUAAAAAAUGCCAAAACCUACAAUGAGCCAGGAUCUCAAGUUUUCAAGGAUGCUAACACUAUUAAGAAAGUGUUCGCUCAGAGGAAGAUCGAAAUCGAGCAGGCUGAGCCCACUAAAACUAGCCUCCGCAUUAGAAACCGGAGGUCUGCUCAGGGCGAUCGUCUGUCUGCCAUCACCAUGGCCCUUCAGGCUGGAUCUGAAAGUGAUGAAGACUCCAUUCUCACAGGGACUGUGCGUUAUGACACUGGAGAAACCGAGGCCGAUUGUGGUCUCAGUGCAGGAGAUCCCAUCCUUCUUUUGUACCAGUCAGUGCGAGGAGCAAGAAGUGUUCAAGGCCUGCUCCUCUCUGAGCCCUUCCUGCAGCUGCCCUCGAGAAAGGAAUACCCAGAUUACUACCAUCAGAUCAAAAACCCCAUCUCUCUGCAACAAAUCAGGGAUAAAAUGAAGAAUGGCGAUUAUGGAGGAGUCGAGCAGAUUGAGGCUGAUCUCUCGGUCAUGUUUGAGAAUGCCAAACGCUACAACAUGCCCAACUCCACCAUAUACAAACGUGCGCAGAGGCUACAGCUUAUAAUGCAGCAAAAGAAAAGAGAGUUUCGAGAUGAUGAUGAAGGAGAUGUCUCUACUGCGAAUUCUGACGUAGGAAGUAGUAAAAAGAAAAGCCACAAGAAGAGCGCCAAGAAAAACCGAAUGAAGAUGCUAUUUGCUGUGGUGACCGAUGCACGUGAGCCAGGCUCUGGACGGCGACUUUGUGACCUCUUCAUGGUGAAGCCUUUAAAGAAGGACUACCCAGACUACUACAAGAUUAUUCAAGAUCCAAUGGACAUGCGCACCAUUGAGAACAACAUCCGCACUGAGCGUUAUAACAACGAGGAUGCACUUAUGGAGGACAUAAAGCUUAUGUUUCGCAAUGCCCGCCACUAUAAUGAGGAGGGAUCUCAGGUUUAUAAUGAUGCAAAUGUCUUGGAGAAGAUGGUUAAGGAUAAACAGAAGGAGCUUGGCCCUGCUCCAGAGGAAGAUGACGUUGGCUCUCCCAAACUCAAGCUUCGUCGUAGUGGAGUUGCAGUCUCCCCUAAAAAGGCUCGCAUUCAAACUACACCACUCCAGCAGAAGCUCACCGAUCUCUACGAAGCAGUGCGCAACUUCACAGACAACCGUGGCCGUCGUCUCAGCACCGUUUUCCUGAGGCUGCCAUCCCGUUCUGAACUGCCUGACUAUUACGCUGCCAUUAAGCGUCCUAUCGACAUGGAGCGAAUACGCAGCUACAUGGUGCAGGGACGCUACCAGGAUGUUGACUCACUGGCAGAAGACUUCAUCCUCAUGUUCAACAAUGCUUGUACUUACAACGAGCCAGAGUCUUUAAUAUACCGUGAUGCUCUGCUGCUCCACCGAGCGUUUCUGGAAGCUCGUCGACGAAUUGAGGAAGAGGAGAAUGGAGAUGAAGGUGGUCUGGGGGGUUUGUCGGUUGCCUCUCUUGUGCGUGAGCUCAUCCGAAACCUCUUUGUUUCAAUGAUGGGGCACCAGGAUGACGAAGGCCGAUGCUAUAGUGACUCUUUGGCGGAGGUGCCUGCAAUCGACCCAGCUAACCCAGAUGAUCCACCUCUUACUUUAGAGAUCAUUCGUAAUAAUGUGGAUAGUGGCCGCUACCGGAGACUGGAUGUCUUCCAGGAGCAUGUGUUCGAGGUGCUGGAGAAAGCAAGACGUCUCAAUAGGACCGAUUCCGAGAUCUUUGAGGAUUCUGUGGAGCUGCAGCAUUUCUUUGUGAAGAUCCGUGAUGAGCUGUGCAAAAAUGGUGAAAUCCUGCUGACCCCAGCACUGAGCUACACAUCCAAACAUCUGCAUUCAGACAUAGAUCAAGAAAAGCGAGAGAAACUGCCCCAGGAAAUUGAGGAAGACCAACUAAAACGGGAGGAAGAGAAAAAAGCUCUUCCAGAAGGGGACAAAGCAGAGGGUCCUACAGAAGGUGGCCAGUGGCCAUCAGGUUCUCAAAGCUCUUAUAGUCAGGACUGCAGUUUUGAAAACAACACCUACAGCAUAGGAGACUACGUAUAUGUUCAGCCCGCAGAAGCAAAUUUACAACCCCACGUUGUCUGCAUUGAGAAACUCUGGAAAGAUGAAACUGGUCAGCAGUGGAUGUAUGGAUGUUGGUUUUAUCGUCCAGAGGAAACCUUCCAUCUGGCAACACGCAAGUUCCUGGAGAAGGAGAUUUUUAAGAGCGACUACAACAACCGCGUGCCUUUCAGCAAGAUCCUGGGCAAGUGCUUUGUGUUGUUUGUAAAGGAUUAUUUUAAGUUGCAACCAGAAGGCUUUAAACCCGAAGAUGUGUAUGUCUGUGAAUCCCGAUACACUGUCAGAACCAAAGCCUUCAAGAAGAUCAAAAUAUGGUCUAUGCCACCCAACUCUGUCAAACUGCUCUCCCGGGAGGUUCCUUUACCUGUAGUUCGAGUCGCCUCCAUGUUUGUCGGUGCGAAAGACAAAGCAGCUGACCUUCCUGAUGGAGAGAGCAGUGGAUUUAUUGAGAAGGAGAGAGAAGAUGUUCCAGUUGAAGUUCCCAAUGGAGAGCUGGGAUGCCAGUAUUAUGAACAGCUCCGCUAUAAUGAUAUGUGGCUUAAGCUGGGUGACUGUGUCUACAUACGCUCCCAUGGGCUGGUGCGACCACGAGUGGGCAGGAUCGAGAAGAUGUGGCUGCGGGAUGGAGCUGCAUUUUUUUUUGGACCCAUCUUCAUCCACCCUGAAGAAACCGAACACGAGCCGACAAAGAUGUUCUACAAGCGUGAAGUUUUCCUCAGCAGCCUGGAGGAGAACUGUCCAAUGACCUGUGUUUUGAGGAAAUGUGUGGUGUCUUCCUUUAAGGACUUCCUUUCCUGCAGGCCAACUGAGUGUCCGGAGGAAGAUGUGCUUCUGUUUGAAAGUCGCUAUAUCGAGAGUGAAAAGCAGAUGAAGAAGUUUAAAGCCCUUAAACGUUUUUCUCUCUCAGCCAAAGUGGUUGAUGAUGAAAUCUUCUACUUCAGAAAACCCAUUGUACCCCAGAAGGUGCCAUCUCCCCUGCUAGAUAAGAAGAUUGAGGAGCUAGAGGCUAAGUUUGCAGACAUGGAGGAUCUGGAUGAUGAUAUGGAUGACCUUGAUGAUGACGAUGAAGAAGCAGCCGCAACGCCCUCAAUGCCACCCAGUCAGGCGUCCACAACAAGUGACAUGGAUAUGCCUUACACACCACCACAGUCCACACCAAAGAUAAAGGGAAUGUCCAAAAAGGAAGGAGCCAAGCGUAAGAUCAAUAUGAGCGGCUACAUCCUGUUUAGCAGUGAAGUGAGGUCUCUAAUAAAGGCUCGCCACCCUGAUUUCUCUUUCGGAGAGCUGAGUCGUCUGGUGGGCACAGAAUGGAGGAAUCUGGAAGCUACUAAGAAGGCGGAAUAUGAAGAACGGGCAGCCAAACUGGUAGAACAGCAGGAGCGGGAGAGGGUCCUUCAGCAGCAGCAUCAACAGCAGCAGCAGCAGCAGCAACAACAGGCUUCCCCAAGAGCAGGUACCCCAGUCGGCACAAUGAUGGGGGUGGUACCUCCCCCAAGCGCUAUGGGGAUGCUAAACCAGGCCAUGCCACCUGUCCCAGGCAUGAUGGGAAAUUAUGGCCCACCCUACAUGCCUAUGCAGGGUCCUGAAGGCAUGAUGGGCAUGGGUGGCACUCCACCUCAUCUCAUGGGGGUGCCCCAGCUGCCUUCCCAGCACUACCUUCUACCAGGCAUGGCCGGGUACCCUGGUAUGCCCCAUCCGGGUGUGAUGGUCCCAGGAAUGAAUGGAAGCCCUGGUCCUGGAAACCCUUAUGGCAUGCAGAUGGCUGGAUAUGGACCAGGACAGCAAGCUCCACCACCAUAUCCAGGUCAAGGUCAACCAGGUCAUCAACAGCCAGCCCCACCUAUUUUUGUUGCUCCACCUCCAAAACCCCAGCGUCUCCUGCAUUCAGAGGCAUAUCUGAAGUACAUUGAGGGCCUCAGUGCUGAAUCCUCCACCGUUAGCAAAUGGGACCAGAGCCUUAAGGCACAGAGAAAGGACUGCCGGCUUAGUAGGGAACAGGAGAGUCAUCUCCCUACUCACUGGCUGAAAAGCAAAGGCGCUCACACCACGAUGGCCGAUGCUUUAUGGAGACUCCGAGACCUGAUGAUGAAAGACACGCUCAACAUCCGACAGGCGUACAACCUUUAAACCUUUACCUUUUACCCUAACUCUCAGGACUCUAAUUUAUGCAAGACUUUUCUCCAGCCAAAUCUUUCCCAUCAUGACUCAAGAUGUGAUCAAGUGUUAAUGUACUGUCAGAAAAGUGCUUCAGCAAUAAUUAUAUUUAUCGGUUGUGUGUGUAAAUGCGUGUGUGAAGAGAAAAAUAAACAUUUUCCCACCUCUUUAGAUAUAAACGGCGCACUGGAAAGAAGUCACACGUUUUUUAAAAUUUAUAACUACUUACAUGGAUUUCAUAUUUGUCACUUGGACUAUUACUUUAAUUAAGGUUAAGUUUAUGAGUUAUGAGUCUUCAUGAAGUUUUUCAUAUAUGACCACUCAAAUGCUUCAAAUGAGUUGUUAAAGAACACCGUAGCAUUUUAUAAAGAUAUUUUCUUUUUAUACGGAGGUAAAACUAGCUGAGCUCCUACUUAUUUUAAUGACAAUGCAAUUUGUUAUUUUUACACUGUGUACAUACAGAAAAGUGUGAGAACUGUUGCUUAUUGAACACUGCUGCAUUAAAAAUGACAAAACUGUGUCAAUUACACCAAUAAACGCCAUUUCAGAUGGAUAA